GGAAGUCGGACUCAGUUCAGUUUUCUUUGGAAUUUGAGGUUAGGUCUAACUACACGGUCGUCGGGCUUUGAUUUAGUUUAAAAUUAACAAAGUUUGUGUAUUUCUUAUGCGUGAUGUAACUAUCAAUGUCACACAUUUCAAAAGGUAUAUGGUCGAAUUAUAAUCGGAAUUUCAGCCCGUAAUAAUGGAUGACAAAAUUUCGAAGAAAGUUGUGUCUAGGUUUCAUCCUUAUCACGGCGAUAACAUUAUUUUGUCAGAUGACAAUACCGUAGCAUAUCGUAAAACUAGUUUCGCAAAUGCGUUAACGUUUAGUGAAAAGCCGUUGAUGCCUGGUGAAAUAUUUUUGGUAGAAAUUGAGAAGAAUGAACGGGGUUGGAGUGGAUAUAUGCGCCUAGGUUUAACCCAAAUGGAUCCUCAAACAGCAGCAUCCUGUGGUGGAAUGUUACCACAGUAUGCCCUCCCUGAUUUGACCAACAUGAGUACUUCAUGGAUAUACGCAAUAACUAAAACUCAGAACAAUGUUUAUGUGUAUGGUCCCAGUGUAAAGACGCCCAAUGAGGAGGCUCCAAUAAUCGGUAUGCCAUCAAAGGCUGAGGGUGACAGCAAGUAUUUUUUAGGUGAUAAAAACAAUGUAAGAACAUCUCGUGGUACUAUUCCACGUAGCGUUCUACGACCAUCAGGUUCAUCAGAUGUUUCUCAUGACAUACUUCCAACGGACGUAGGAAGCCGAAUCGGAGUAGUGUACAUACCUUGUGGACGGGGAAGAGGAGACGUUGCAGAGAUGCAUUUUAUAAUCAAUGGGGAAGAUCAAGGACCUUGCUCUAAAGACAUUCCAUUUAAGGAAGGACCACUAUAUGCUGUUGUGGAUAUCUAUGGUACGACUAAGCAAGUUCGGAUAGUCCAACUGUAUGGAGUUUCCAGUCUUCAAAGCGCAUGCAGGGACGCAAUAUUACAGCACAUAAAGAAAACAGCCGUCUCGUCCCUUCCUUUGCCCAAAGCUCUCAAGGACUACCUACUGUACGAGUCUUAAGCCAAAAUCAAGUCUGUUGUAGAAUAAUAUUUUAUGAAAACGAAUAUCUAUUUUAUUUGUUGUUAGCAGUUAGAAAUUGCUUUAUUUUAUUCGUCAUAAUUAAUGGGAUCCGCCAAAAAAGUGAAUGUGAUUAAUUUGGACUAGCUAGAUAAUUCCAGUGGCCUAUGUUUAUUGUUAAGCUUGUGUAAAUGGUCGUAUGUACAUACCCUAAUAAUAAUAAAAUGUAUUAUUUAUUUUUGUUUGUACUCAAAGUGGUAAGGCCUAGUAAUAAUCAAAUUUGAUUUACUUUGUUCCUAAAUAAAGUAUUUCGUCUUUAUUUGUAA
Messenger RNA from Macrosteles quadrilineatus (aster leafhopper), 1353 nucleotides. RefSeq names its product neuralized-like protein 2. The transcript has 2 exons. NCBI's taxonomy places the organism in Eukaryota, Metazoa, Arthropoda, Insecta, Hemiptera, Cicadellidae. The record is from RefSeq and is a predicted model, not a curated record. Gene Ontology annotation, molecular function: ubiquitin protein ligase activity. Gene Ontology annotation, biological process: intracellular signal transduction. Bases 185 to 1030 code for a protein of 281 amino acids.